This is a messenger RNA of Sander lucioperca (pikeperch), 2130 nucleotides long. RefSeq lists its product as uncharacterized. The record is from RefSeq and is a predicted model, not a curated record. Bases 1 to 2130 code for a protein of 709 amino acids. The transcript is spliced from 4 exons. NCBI's taxonomy places the organism in Eukaryota, Metazoa, Chordata, Actinopteri, Perciformes, Percidae.
AUGCCUCUUCCUUUUAAGACACGCCCACAACUGUCAGAAAAUAAGCGACUGGCUCUGGUGCGGCUGAAGCAGCUGAAGGGAAAAUUUGAGAGAAAUCCCAGAUUCAAGGAUGACUACAUUAAGUUCAUGGACAGUGUGUUUAAAGAUGGGGAUGCAGAGAGAGCUGAGAACCAACCCAGGGCAGGAUACGUCUGGUUCCAUGUAAGCCCAGAGGACAGAGACUACUUGCGAUUCCUGUGGUGGGAAAACGGUGAUACAAAGGCAGAGCCAAAAGAAUAUCGAAUGCGGGUCCAUCUGUUUGGAACAGCAUCUUCUCCAGGCUGCGCAAAUUAUGGAAUGAAGUACCUUGCAAGCCAAAACGAGAAGGAUUAUCCCGCAGCAGCCAACUUCAUAAGGAAGAAUUUUUAUGUUGAUGACGGGUUGAUCAGUGUAGACUCUGUGGACACAGCCAUCAAACUAGUCAGAGAAGCGCAAAAUGUAUGUGCCAAAGGGACAUUACACCUCCACAAGUUCAUCUCAAACAACAGAGAAGUCUUGGAGUCUAUUCCUGACAGUGAACUAACUAGUGGAGUACAGGAUGUGGCUCUCAAUCAUGAGGAACUCCCAGUCCAGACUGUGUUGGGAGUGAAGUGGAGUGCGAACAUCGCCUCUGUAUUUGACCCGCUAGGCUUCCUGGGUCCUUUCCUUCUACUGGGAAAGAAAAUACUGCAGGAAAUGUGCCAAAAGGGCAUUGGAUGGGACGAACAAUUGCCUGCAGAAUUAAAGCCUCGAUGGGAUAAUUGGCUGAACGAUCUAGAGAAUCUGCAGAAACUUCAGAUUCCAAGAUGCUUUGUUCCUGAAAAUAUAGGGAAGGUACAGAGGAUUGAACUGCAUCACUUCUCGGAUGCGAGUAGCUAUGGGUACGGUCAGUGUUCAUAUAUCCGAGUGGUGACAGAAGACAAAGUGCAUUGCUCCUUAGUCAUAGGUAAAGCCAGGGUUGCACCCACCAAAGUUGUAACCAUACCUAGACUGGAGUUAACAGCUGCAGUGGUCUCUUCAGCAGUUGGCAGUAUGUUAAAGGAGGAGCUGGAGCUCAAGAUCGACCAAGAAUACUUUUGGACAGACUCACAGGUAGUCUUAGGCUACAUUAACAACGAGGCACGCAGGUUUCAUGUUUUCGUUGCCAAUCGAGUCCAACGAAUCAGAGAAACAACAGACCCGGCCCAGUGGUACUACAUUGACACUGACCAAAACCCGGCAGACCAUGCUUCCAGAGGGCUCAAGGUGGCAGAGUUGAUGAAUUCAUCGUGGCUCACUGGACCAAAAUUCCUGUGGGAAAGAGAAAUUGUCACCCAAAGGUCAACUCCACAGCUUAUGGUGGGAGAUCCAGAAGUCAAAGUGACACAAGCACUACAGACAAAAGUAGUUGAAGAGGACAAUUUUCUGGAAAGACUGGGGCGUUUCUCAAAAUGGCAUACAACAUUGAAUGUUGUUGCUCGAAUCCAGAAACUGGCAAAGAGAGCGAAAACAGCAGAGCCCAUAAGUGUAGAAGACAGAAGGAAAGCCAGGCUUGUACUUGUGAAGUUAGCUCAAAAGAAUGCCUUCAAAGAGGAAAUACAAAUGUUGAAUCAUGGUAAACUGCCACAAAACCAUCAGUUGUUCCAGCUUGAUCCAGUAAUGCAAGACGGUGUUCUCAGAGUGGGAGGACGAUUAAAGAAGGCCUGCUUACCUCAUGACUUGAAGCAUCCGGUAAUCUUACCAAGAGAUGGGGUGAUUACACCUCUGAUCAUAGGUUACUGCCAUGAAAAAAGUCAGCAUCAAGGCAGAGGACAGACUCUCAAUGAGCUCAGAGCACAUGGUUACUGGGUAGUGGGUGGCAGCAAAAUUGUGGCAAGUUACAUCAAACAAUGUGUCACAUGCAGGAGAGCUCGAAGACCAACAGAAACACAAAAGAUGGCAGAUUUACCUGCUAACCGUGUUGAUCCCUCACCACCAUUCUCCUUCUGUGGGAUGGAUUGUUUUGGGCCCUUUCUCACUAAGCAGGGUCGUAAAGAGCAUAAGAGGAGCGUCCUCAGCUGUGUCCUUUCCAAGAGUGCUGGAAGAUUAGAUGAUGCGUCUUUAAGGACAUUUUCUAUGAAGCGAUGUCAGUAG